This is a messenger RNA of Chelonus insularis, 3752 nucleotides long. RefSeq names its product formin-binding protein 4-like. The coding region runs from base 498 to 3446 and encodes 982 amino acids. Lineage: Eukaryota; Metazoa; Arthropoda; Insecta; Hymenoptera; Braconidae. The record is from RefSeq and is a predicted model, not a curated record. The transcript is spliced from 12 exons. Gene Ontology annotation, molecular function: protein binding.
CAGCUGAUUGAACAUGGCGGACACGAGUUGUGUCGAAAUUUAGACUCUAUCAUGUGUUAUAUCAUGAAUAUGAUAUGUUUAUACAUGUUUAUGUAGUAUAUUUUAUGUAUAUUUAUAUUCAGAUACAUAAAUUUUUUGUGAUAAAAAAAUGAUAUAGGCUUUAAUCAUCAAGAGUCGUGAUAAUAAAGUGUAUUGAAAAUUUCAGACUUUCUAGUGAAGUGAUAUUUUAUUUAAAGAUUGUUAUGCUCUCAAAUAUAUUUUUUAUUUCGGAUCAUGUACCUUUCUAACAUAAACAUUUGUACAAACUUUCAACAAUUUUUUGAGUGUUGGAUAGUGUGAUGAAGAUAUACUCCUGUAUUCAUGUAUUCAUAAUACUGUAGUAUCUUAUUAUUCUUUUUGAGCUACUCAAAGUCAAUUUGAUUUUAAAUCUUGGAAUUUACUUUAAAUAGACAUUAGUAAAAUCAAUAUUUAACUUUGUUAUUUGUUAAAUUAUUAUAAUGAAUAACAAAAAACGACGUAGAAAAAAUAUUCUGGAUGAAAAUUCUAUAAACAUUCAAAAUAAUGGAAUAUCUAGUAGCUCCCUUAUCAAUUUAGUGGAACAAUACAAUUCAGAUAGUGAUGAUGAUGAGCCCGAAACCGAUGUUAGACAGGGUUUGAAUGCUAAAGUCAACGAUUUUUUCAAGGAAAUUCAAUAUAUUACAGAACAAAACAAAGAAUCUAAUAUUCCCAAUGUAAAUAACCAAAACGCCGUUAAAUCUAGCGAGCCUUCUUCAGCAUGUGACAAAAUUUCUUCGUUGUGGCAAGAGUGUUACGACGAGUCUACCGGAUAUCCGUAUUAUUGGCAUAUUGAAACCAAUGAAGUUACUUGGGAUAUACCAAAAGAGCUCAAAGAACUGAAAGAAUCAUGUAAAUAUCAAGAUAAAAUUGAGGCUAAUCCUAAGAUUAAAACUUCCGAUGUUCCGAAAUCUAAUAAACCAGCGGAUCCACAAAAAAAAAAUAACCCAUCAAACGAAACAGUUAAAACAAAUCUCUCAUGGAGUAAACAAAAAUGUGAUCCAGGUAAUUCAAAAAAAAAAUUAUCGGUAAAAAAAACGAAACCAAAAGAUAAAAGUGAUGAUUCUGAUGAUGAUUUCAGCACUAUUGAAAUGAUCACAUCUUUUGGAGAUGAUAACUCUGAAUCAGAUCGAAGUGACGACGAUGAUGAAAGAAAUGACGACGAAUCACAAGCAAGUAAUUCAUCAAAAAAGACUAAUAAUUAUGAAUCAAAAAAUCAAGAUGUACAGAAUAACCAUGAUAGAGGAGUGGAUGAUGGUAAAAAUGAAUAUCAAAUAAAACCAGAAAAACCUUCAAGUAGUCGAAUUAGUAAUUAUUCUUCAACAAAUAGUAAAUCACAAGAUGAAUCUACUGAGUAUAAGAAUGAAAUGAAGCCUUGGUUCAUAUCUGGUUACACGGACAAUUCAGAUAAUGAUGACAGUUUGAAUAGCAAAAAAAUCCCUGCAAAUACACUUUUUCCUUCUUCAUUUUAUAAAUCUAGAUCAGACGACCUAAAAGCUGGAAAAAAUUCAGAUCAAUCAGAAUUACCAUCAGAUUUAGUAGAAUUUUCAAGUAAUGAAGAAUCAAUGCAAAUGUUUAGUAAAAAUAACGAAUUACCAAAGAUUAAUCGAACUUUAGAAAAUAUAAGUACAUCGAUGAAAGGGUUUCAACGAAAAAGGCGAAUUGCUUUUGAUGUGUUAGCCAAUUCACGAGGAAAUGAUGAACGUCUUGGUUUAGGAUUUUUAAAAAGGCCUUUAAUUGAUAAUGAUAAAAUCGAUAAUUCAACUAAAGACAUCUCUUCUACUGUUUCUUUUGAAGAAAAAAAACGUAGUUUAGGCAAAUAUUCUAUCGAUUUUAUCAAAGGUGAAACGAUAGAGGUAAAAAAUGAAAUCUCGAAGACCGAAAAUUAUAUUUUUACGCAUCAAGUACAAAUACUCAUAGAAAAAUUGAAAAUUUUGUGCGAAAAAAAUGGAGAAAUACCUACUGCUCAAGUACUGAAUAUUCAACUACAAGCUCUUUCAAAUGCCUGGGAGUCUGGUGAUUUAACUGAUAGUUAUUUUUUUAAUUGGUUAAAUGACACAAAAAAAGUUGUUUCUCAAUUAGAAGAAGCUGCUGCUCCUCCUGAAUGGGAUUAUCUUUGGAAUAAAGAUUCUAAAAAAUAUUACUAUAAAAAUAAAAUAAGUGGAGAAAUACAAUGGUCUUAUCCAGAUAUUAUUGGUGGUGCUGAAGAAAUGGAAAUAUGUACGACACCUCCAGCAGCCUCAUCCCCAGUUCAUCAGCAAGAAAUAAAAAUUAUUGAAUCUAAUGUUUUUGAAAGGCUUCAAAGUAAUUUAGAGCAAUCGCAAAGUGCCAAACUACUCAAAGAAAAAAAUAAUACAAAUGUAAUAAAUCAAAAUCCAUCCCAAGAAAGUGAUAGUUCUGAUGAUAAACACGACAAAAUUCAAGCAUUAAUUGAUAAUACGAGUCAGUCAUGUGAACUAACGGCACCAUUACCUCCUCAAAUAUCUGUACCAAGUCCUCCACCGCCACCCAGAAUAUAUGCUGAUGAUUUAAAAAAGAAAAAUAAAUCAAAUAACAAAAAUCAAUCGAAAGUUUCUCCAAAUAAUAAUAGUAAUGAUAAAACAACGAAUGGUAUUGAUGAAAGUGAAAAGAAGAAUAUAAUGAAUAUACCAGAAAGUACUUCAACUACUUGUGAAGUGUUAUUACCAUCAUCUAAUACUCAUUUAACUGUAGCAAAUACACCUUCACAUAUUGAACCUCUUCCACCUGGUGUAGAUCAAACUGAAAGUCCUUAUGCCAUCGCUGCUGCAUCCAUCGAAUCACCUGUAAUUUUUUCUACUGCUCCACAGUCUAAUGCAUCAAUUUAUGCAGCAGCCAUACCAAAUCCAACGAAUAUUUCUAUAAUAGGGCAUCAUCCAGCUUUGGUUCAUAAUCAAAUUGUACAUUAUCCAGCUGUUUAUCAGCAUCUACAUGAUCAAGCUAUAAUUGCUGCUGCAAACAGAUUUACUAAUCCGGAAGCAGUUCAAUUAAUGCUUCAUCAUCCAGGCAUUUAUGCAAAUACUCAGGUGAUAUCAAAACCUCCUAUCAAUAUGAAAAAAGAAUCUUUGGGUUCUGCUGUUGAUUCAUUUUACAACGAUAUUGCAUCUCUUGAAAAAAGUCAAGCUACUACAAGUGAUAAACAAGAAGUCAAAAAUAUUCAAACACCUACGUUGCAAUCCACUCUACAUCAGGAAUCUUUAUUUAUGCCAAUCAAAACUGAUUGUCAACCUUUUUCGUCAUCUCCCACAACUGAUAAUUCUAUCAAAGAAAAAAAAAAGAAAAAGGUUAAAAUUGUUAUAAAUAAAAAGCAUAAAGAAGUAUCAAGUAUGGUGGCUAAGUGGAAAAAGGCGCAAAAUUUUCAAGAUAUCAAUUGACACAAUAAUGCUUGAAUUAAACGAAUUUCUAGAGAAAAUUACAAUUAAAUUUUAAUAAAAUUAUUAAUUUAAUUUUUAAGAAGUCACAGAGCUGUCUAUAAUACUUAAUUGAUUUAAAUUUAAUUUUAAGUACACAUUAAUUAUUUCACAUGUAUAUAUGCAAAAAAAUAAUUAUAUAAGUAUGAGUAUAACUAAUGAAUAAUAACAGAAAUAGAUAAAACAUAUUUUGUAAAAAAAAGCUUAAAUAAUGAACAGUGGAGAUUCAUAAAUCAUGAAUUUAAGUCAUAAUAAAAUUAAAAUAAUAUA